Molecule: messenger RNA, 4858 nt
Organism: Danio aesculapii
Lineage: Eukaryota; Metazoa; Chordata; Actinopteri; Cypriniformes; Danionidae
Gene: cacna2d4b
Product: calcium channel, voltage-dependent, alpha 2/delta subunit 4b
Exons: 37
Coding region: 531-3794 (1087 amino acids)
Cellular component (GO): voltage-gated calcium channel complex
Molecular function (GO): voltage-gated calcium channel activity
Source: RefSeq, a predicted model, not a curated record
CUGUAAAUUGGGUGAUGGAGGAUUGGAUGCUCUGCAAGUGAAUUUCAGUUGCAGCAGUUUUGCUUGCCGUUGGUCUGAUUUAUACAUUACAGCCAAGGCUUUUCACCAUGGGAUUUGGGAAGACACUUUUUAGAAGCCAUUCUUUGAAGAUGAGAUGAUGGAGCGCAACUUAAAACAUUGAUAUCAUGAUUUUGACCAGUAGGAAGAACAAGCUAACGAUGACAUUAAGUGGAUUACUUGGAUUAUCGGUAUCAUCCUGAAUAUGAGAAGCGUUUGUUACUUCAGGCAGCUCACUGGGAGUUUGAGAAGUUUCUGGAAGAUCUGAGCAUGACGGGGAUCAACUUUUUGAUUGAUGAGGAGUUCAGAAGGGUCCUAAGAGACGUUUAAGACCAUCUAGGUCAACAUGAAUGGAAGCCAUUGGAUUGAAAAUUGGUGUUUAUUUGAGGCACUGGAGUAGUAGAUUCUCAGACUUCUUCUCAUGACUUCAUUAUACUUUUGUGGCCUUUAAGGAUACAGUAGGUGCCAGCAUCAUGUGUCAAAUCAGAAGGUCUUCCUGGGUCACAUUUCUGAUGGUCUACACAGGCUGGAUGUGCAUGUUUACUCAUGCCCAAAUGAAGAUUCCACCUGAAACGGUUCAGAAAUGGGCCAUCACCAUUUCAGAGCAAAUCAAUGCAAUUGCAUCAAAGUAUUCAGGAGCUGCUCUAUUUCAAAAGAAACUUAAAGAUGUUGAGUCCAUCAUCAGAAUAGAGGACUUGGAUGGAUCUCGAUUAGUGCUAGAAUUUGCAGAAGAAAUUGAGAGAAUGCUCGGCAGCAAGAUGAGGUCAGCAAAGAGGCUCGCAGACACGGCUGAGGAUGCUGACCUCUAUCAUGAAUUUAAUUCAUCUUUACAGUUUGACUACUUUAAUGCACUCCUGGUGAACACUAUGGAUGAAGAGGGAAAUUUCAUUGAACUUGGAGGCGAAUUUCCUUUGGAGGAAAAUAACCAUUUCAGCAAACUUGCAGUAAACACUUUAAUGAGCGACAUCCAAGUUCCAACUAAUGUCUACAACAAAGAUCCAGAUAUUCUUAAUGGAGUGUACAUGUCAGAGGCCUUGAAUGAUAUCUUCAUCAACAACUUCCAGAAAGAUCCCACACUCACCUGGCAGUAUUUCUGCAGCCAAACGGGUUUCUUCAGACUUUAUCCAGGAAUCCGAUGGACCCCUGAUGCUAACGGCGUUGUGUCUUUUGACUGCAGAAACAGAAACUGGUACAUCCAGGCCGCCACAUCCCCUAAAGAUCUCGUGAUUGUGGUGGAUGUGAGCGGCAGCAUGAAGGGCCUGAAAAUGACCAUCGCCAAACAUACCAUCAACACCAUCCUGGACACACUCGGGGAAAACGACUUUGUAAAUGUUAUCGCUUACACAGAUUAUGUGAGCUACGUGGAGCCGUGUUUUAAAGGGACAUUGGUGCAGGCAGAUUUGGACAACCGCGAGCAUUUCAAGCUGCUUGUGGACGAGCUCCAUGUAAAAGGGGAAGCUAAAGUGAAAAAAGCCAUGAAGGAGUCUUUCCGUAUUCUUGCUGACGCCAGAGCAAAUGGUCAGGGCAGCCUGUGCAACCAAGCAAUUAUGCUGAUCACAGAUGGAGCCAUGGAGGAUUUCCAGUCAGUUUUUGAGGAGUUCAACUGGCCUGACAAGAAGGUACGGGUUUUCACUUACCUCAUUGGCAGAGACAUGACCUUCUCAGAAAAUGUCAAAUGGAUUGCCUGCAACAAUAAAGGUUUUUAUGCUCAUGUCUCCACCCUGGCUGACGUACAGGAGAACGUCAUGGAGUAUCUUCAUGUUUUGAGUCGGCCGAUGGUCAUCAACCACGACCAUGACAUAAUCUGGACUGAGGCAUAUAUGGACAGUGUGGUGUUCAAGAGCAAGGCUCACAGUCUGCUGUUCAUGACGUCGGUGGCCAUGCCAGUGUUCAGUAAGAAGAAAGAAACACUUUCUCAUGGCAUUUUGCUGGGUGUUGUGGGAACUGACAUCCCCCUGCUGGAGGUCAUGAAACUUGCCCCACGAUAUAAGCUUGGAACACACGGCUACGCUUUCCUCAUCACAAACAAUGGCUACAUCCUGGCACAUCCUGACUUAAGACCACUGUACUAUGAAGGAAAGAAAUUGAAACCCAAGCCUAACUACAACAGUGUGGAUCUGUCCGAGGCUGAGUGGGAGGACACUGAAGACAGUUUGAGAACAGCCAUGGUGAAAGGAGAAACUGGUACUCUGGCUUUAGAUGUCAGAACAGCUGUGGAUAAAGGGAAAAGGCCCUUGUUUCUCAAAAAUGAUUAUUACUACACAACGAUCGAUGAAACGCCAUUUAGCUUUGGGAUGGUGCUUACGAAAGGUCACGGCCAGUACAUGUUCUUUGGGAAUGUGUCUGUGGAGGAAGGUCUUCAUGAUCUUCAGCAGCCAGACCUCACUAUAGCAGAAGAAUGGACAUAUUGUGAGACAGAUAUUGACCCUCAGCACCGGAAACUCAAUCAACUUCAGGCUGUGGUUCGAUACCUGACUGGAAAAGAGCCCGAAUUGGAGUGCGAUGAGGUACUGCUCCAGCAGGUUCUGUUUGAUGCAGUGGUAACCGCUCCACUGGAGGCCUACUGGACGAGGCUAACGCUAGCCCCUCCUGGCGUGGAUGAAGGAAUGGAGUCGGCUUUCCUUGGGACGCGCUCUGGAGUCUUGCGUGUCAUCAGAUAUGCAGGAAUUGAGAAACGAUUGGGAAAAAAGUUCCUGACCCGUGUGGAUAAGGAAAACCUUUUCACAGUGGACCACUUCCCCAUUUGGUAUCGUUUGGCAGCGGAGAAUACACCUGGUCAAUUCCUCUUUUACGUCCCAUAUGAUGACAUAAACAAAGGCAAGAACACUUUUGUUGCAGUUACAUCAGUGACAGUGACUGAAGGGAAAAGAACAGCCGUUGCUGGAGCUAUUGGAAUGCAAGCGUCUCUAGACCUGCUGGAGAGAAUAUUCAUGUCUAUUGCCAAACAACCAAACGACACAGAUUGCAAUGAUGUGGAGGGUAUUUGUCCUCUCAGCUGCGAGAGCAUUGAUCUCAACUGUUACCUUGUUGACAGUAAUGGCUUCAUACUGAUCUCAAAGGAUAGAGGAGACGUUGGCAAAUUCUUUGGUGAAAUCGACGGAUCCGUCAUGGCCCAGUUACUAAAAUCUGGCUUGUACAAAAGGGUGACGCUGUAUGACUACCAGGCCAUGUGCAAAAAUGCCCAUCAUCACAGUAGUGGAGCUCGACCUCUGCUCAGCCCUUUCUAUGCUCUACUGGCUUUAAUAAAGUGGUGGUUCUCCCAUUUUGUGAUGUUCAUGUUGGAGUUCAACAUCUGUGGACUUUGGCAUAAUGACUAUGUGGUGGAUGCACACAAGCAGAAAAAGGUGGAGCUGAUGCAGCCGUGCAACACUGAGUAUCCAGGCUUCAUGUACGACAAGUCCAUCAGAGAGACCAACAGCAUCAUCAAAUGCGGCCGCUGUCAGAAGAUGUUUGUCCUCCAGCAGAUUCCCAACAGUAAUCUGGUGAUGGUGGUGGUUCAGGCGGACUGUGACUGCUCUCGACAGUAUGCUCCAAUCACACUCAUGCCCAAAGAGGUCAAAUAUAUCGCCACGGUGAAGUGCAACAGGAUGAAAUCUCAGAAGAUCCGCAGACGGCCAGAGUCCUGUCACGCAUACCAUGCUCACGAAAAUGCGGAGGAUUGUGGUGGAGCUUGUGGGAUAACUGCAUCUCUUACACUGUACGUCAUAUGUUUGGUCUCCUCCCUGGCUCUCCGCUAAACAAUACACAAUAUUUCUGCCAUAACUGUGGACAUCUGGACCAAAUAAUGGGACGCUCUUAUCAGCUGUGGAUCUCCAGCAUCAGGAAUUCAGGUUCAUACUACAUAGUAUUUACUGCGAUACGAUUUAAGCCAAGACACUGCUGGGGAAAAUGAACUAAUAUUAAUCACCAUACAUACAUAUAAGCAUAUUUUCCUAUAAGUAUGGUGAUUAAUAUAAGUUAUAUGAAUAGUUUGGUGUACAUCAAAGCUGCUGAAGUGAAGAUUUAUGGCUUAGCAGAGGAGAAAAAACUCAUUUUAGAAAAACAGCCUUUUCAAAAUAUGAAUCGCAACUGAAAUCUGCAGACACACAUUGAUCAAGUGUGACAAAGAAAUACUUAAAAGUGUAUUAUUGAUCUUUUCUUUUCUAUUAGACAAAAAAAACACUCAAAAAGUCUCAGAUGCCUGAAAAACACUGUAUUUUUGGCUGCAGUGUCUCACCCUUAGGUCACCUACAAAUAGUGUGAAGCAAUAUGACAGUGAGUAAAUGACAGAUUUUGUAAACAAACCCUUUAACUUGAUUGAUACAGGUCAGUUCUGCCCUGCUGGACUCAACAUGACUGUUCAGAUGCUAUUUUCUCAUUGUGAUCCAAAGUGAGAGAUAUAAUAUUAGAUUGUCUCAUGUGACUUGAUGUUAUACAUCAGAUCUGCUAUUCUCUUAAUUUUUUUUAUACUUUUAGGAUUACAAUGAAUGUUUUAAAAAGCUAAUUUAGAGCAGCGGCAGAUAAACUGCUGUUUAUUUUCAUGACGGUUGACCACUUUUUUCAAUGAGACACAUUUUGUGUAAAACUGUAAUGAAACAUUUCAUAUGUUGCGUGAGAUAGGUACAGUUUAAUACUUUUUUUAACCAGACUUGUAUACGUGGGUAUUUUAGUAACUGUAUGUAUGAUUAUUGAUAUGAGACCUGAAGUCUUUAAUAUCGCUCGACAAUGGUUUGAAAAAUGUUUUGCUUGAGUGUAGAAAACAGUGAAUGACAAUGAAUUUGUGGUGUUUGUGCGAAUAAAAAGUGCAGGAAGUUAAAACAAA